Messenger RNA from Paramecium octaurelia, 627 nucleotides. Lineage: Eukaryota; Ciliophora; Oligohymenophorea; Peniculida; Parameciidae. The record is from the annotation of a GenBank genome assembly.
AUGAAAAAUUAUAUAUCGGAAAAAUUGAUAUAUAGAUUAUAAUUAGUAUCACUUAUAGAGGUAAACAACAGUACCAACAGAUACUUCAUCAGUAAAAUGUCAAGUAACAGUUCAAACAAAUUUAACUAUUUCACCUGUAAUUAUUUCAAAAUAAUGUGAAUGAUUAGAUAUAACGAAACUAAUUAAUUUGUUCGUCUUUGAAAGUUUCUUAAGAAAUGAAAUAAGAAACAAGUUAGAAUUAACAAUGCAAAUUAUCCUUAAGAUAUGAAUAGAUUCACUUAUUAAUGUGUUACAGAAACUGUUUUUGCAUUUCUAAAAAAUACAAGUUCUCUAUAAUAAGUAACUAAAAUAAGAUUUGAUUUUAAGGUUGGGUGCAUUAGAUUAUAGCAAUAGUAGUCGUAUAUUUAAAACUCCUUAGAGAGGCAAUUCUCCUGGAAUAGUUUCUAAAGAUAUAGGGGUAAUCAUCAUUAUUAAGGAACUUUAAAGGACAAUACAUAUAUUAUAAAAGAAGAUACUGAAUAGAAAAUAAAUAUAAAAUAAAAAAUUAGAAAUAUUUAAGAAAUAUCUUAAAAACGACUUUUAUUCAAUUAAUUGAGAGUAAAGUUAAAAUAGGAGCAAAAAGAUUGA